Molecule: messenger RNA, 878 nt
Organism: Zingiber officinale
Lineage: Eukaryota; Viridiplantae; Streptophyta; Magnoliopsida; Zingiberales; Zingiberaceae
Exons: 2
Source: RefSeq, a predicted model, not a curated record
UAGGUAGAAGUAACUGUUUUUAUGAGUCGCAGAGGAAAUACGAGAGAGCCACCGACGAGAUAUAGAGAUAAUAUAUUGAGCACCUAUCUGCAUGCAUACUAACCACUUCCCUUCUUCUCUCUUCUAGUUCUUUUGUCCUGCCCUUCAAUCUUCAGCCAUCCUCUGCCUCCGGUGCUAUAGUUAUAGACAAGAACAAGUAGCAUCACGUAGAACUUUGAUUCUACUAAGAGAAUGUAGCAGCAGCAAUAGGAGAAGACAUGUUUGCGCCUCAGUUGACGCCCAUGCCAUAUGCCAACUACCAUGGUCGCCGACUCAAGCUGUUGGAAGACAUCUUUCCCUCUUCCCACCAUGUCAGCAUCCCUGAUGAUGAGCUCAUGAGAAGCACCGUGCAAGCUCCUGCUAUUUCAGAAUAUGUUCUAGGAGCUGAAUUGGAUCUCUUCAAAGCUCCAGAAAUCCUCGUAGAAGAGCCGCCACUUGAACUUGAUAGAACGGCAGAUGUCAUAUCUGUUCUAUCUCCUGGACAUGCGACUACAGAAACAAUUAAGGCAGCGAUACAGAGUCAAUCAGAUUCAAAGAAGAUCAUCUGAUAGAUAUAUUCUAUGAGCGCAAGGACCUUCUGGAAAAAUCAGAAACUGAAAAAUUCAAUAUCACAACUUUCAGACGCAAAUGCAGCAAUAGCACAGAUGGAUGAAGCUGUCGCACUUGAAGAACAUACUGAAGGAUCAAUGCAGAGAAGUGCUAGUUCUGGAUGUUUAUGUGCACUGGAAUGGUUCCCCAAUUGCACUUUGGGACCGGACGUUCUUGAUUUCCAAGGAUUUGACUUCGAAACUGCAUUUGGUCUGAGGAGGGCAUUCAGCGAGGGAGAUAUUCAGGUUUAA